GGCGGCGGCGGCGGCGAUGGCGGCGCGGGGCCGGUGCCCCGAGUGCGGCUCGGCGUCGCUGGUGGAGGACGCGCACUACGCUCAGCAGCAGCUGGUCUGUGCCGCCUGCGGCUGCGUCCUGUCCGAGGGGCUCCUCACCACCACCUACACCGACGAGGAGCAUCUGCGGGAGGUCGCCUAUUCCCAGAGCACCGGCCAGAAGGAGCAGCUGAGCCGCUGCCUGCAGCGAGGGAUCCGGCGGGUCCAGGACCUCUGCAAGGUGCUCAAGCUGCCAGCAGCCUUUGAGGAAACGGCUGUGUCCUACUUCCAGAGGGCUCUGGAGCUCCCUGCCUUCCACCUGGUCAGCCUGGAGAAGAAGGAGCUGCUGGGGGGGUGCUGUGUGCUGGUGACGUGCCGGCAGCGCCGCUGGCCGCUGACCAUGGGCACCGUGAGCUCCCUGCUCUAUGCCAAGCAGGAGCUCUUUGCCAGCGUCUUCCUGAGCCUGCAGAGGGAGCUGGGGCUCUCUGUGCCCGCCCUGAGCCUGGCAGACCUGGUGACAACACACCUGAGCAGCUUCCGGCUGGUCCAGCCCUCUGCCAACAUCCCUGCGCCCUUCCUGGAGGACAAGGAGCAGCUGGUGGCCCGGACCAUGGCCAUUGUGGAGCUGGCCAGUGACACGUGGCUGGUGACCGGCCGGCACCCGGUGCCCGUGGUCACGGCUGCGGCGUUCCUGGCCUGGCAGUCGCUGCGGCCCGGCCCGCGCCUCUCGUGCCCCCUGGCGCGGUUCUGCCGCCUGGCAGGGGUGGAGCUGCCCCCUCCAGCCCAGCUGAGGCUGAAGGAGCUGCUGGAGAUCCUGCUGGCGAUGGCCUCCCAGCUCUCCUGGCUGCGUGGAUUCCGCCUGGACAAGAAGACGGUGGUGAACGGGGACCUGCUGCAGCACCGGCUGUUCCUGCAAACCUUCAGCAGGGACGCUGGAGCAGCAGGACACGGGCUGGGCUGUAGCCAGGGCUCUGUGAGCCAGGAGUGCCAGGGCUCUGUGAGCCAGGGCUCUGUGAGCCAGCAGUGCCAGGGCUCUGUGAGCCAGGGCUCUGUGAGCCAGCAGUGCCAGGGCUCUGUGAGCCAGGGCUCUGUGAGCCAGGAGUGCCCGGACCAGAAUUCUGUGAGCCAGGGCUCCCUGGAUGAAGGCUCCUUGGAUAAGGACUCUGUGAAUAAGGACUCCCCGAGCCAGGGCUGCCCAGGCCAGGGCUCUGUGGACCCAGGCUCCAUGGAUAAGAACUCUCCAGGCCAGGAUUCCCCAAGCCAGGCCUCCAUGAGCCAGGUCUGCCUAAACCAGGACUCUGUGAGCCAGGGCUCUGUGGACCCAGGCUCCAUGGAUCAGAACUCUGUGAAUAAGGACUCCCCAGGCCGGGGCUGCCCAGCCCAGAGCCUCCCCAGCUCUCCUGCAGUGCCCCAGCAGCAGGGCUGUCCCUCGGCAGGGCAGCAGCAGCACAGGGGAGCCCUGAGGCCCCUGCUGCCCCCCUGCCUCCUCCACCCCAGGAAGAGGCUGCGGGCGGCGGCUCCGAGCGCUGCGGGCGCGGCCCUGACGGGCGAUGAGCCCAUCUCAGACAGCGAGAUCGAGCAGUACCUGAGGAGCCCCGAGGAGAUCUGUGCCUUCAGGAGGGCCAAGGCCUGGUCCUGAAGGUGCUCCUGGCCCAGAGGGACAAUUUGGGGACCAGAAGUGUGAAGCCCACCAGUGACAGAGUGAUGGUGCUGCCCUGAGGGAAUGAGGUUGUGUCAUCCCUAAUGUGCUGGGGCUGUUUAUGGAGUGACUGCUUCAGGUCGUGUUACAUUUCUGUUAUAAGUAAAUAAAAGCACAAAAGGUGCCAGGUUUUCCAGGGCAGCCUCACCUUGGGCUUCUCAUUCUUCAGCAGAAUGACUUUGUGAGGGUGAAAACACUGCAUUUGAACACAAAGUCUGAGAGAAAUCACAGUAGAUCUUGGCAGAUUGGCGUAUCUUUAAUAUAUUAAACAAAACAUAUCUGCUAGAAACAUUCUAUUCAUAUAAAAAUGCAAAAAGACCCCUUUAAAGACAUUUCUUUGGCGUAUUUCCCUCCCCUCCCCCCGGAUAUUGCAGGAAGCUCUGUUGAUAUGUCAUUCGCUUGUAAACACACAAAGUGUAAUUAAGAAUACAAAGCUUUUUCUCUAAUACUGUCACAAUGCAGCAAGCAAUAGAACCACGGGGCACCAGCCAGGCUGGGGAGGCUGCAGGAGCUGC
Camarhynchus parvulus is the source of this 2232-nucleotide messenger RNA. It is a transcript of the gene BRF2, whose product is annotated as BRF2 RNA polymerase III transcription initiation factor subunit. Gene Ontology annotation, cellular component: nucleus; transcription preinitiation complex. Gene Ontology annotation, molecular function: RNA polymerase II general transcription initiation factor activity; TBP-class protein binding. NCBI's taxonomy places the organism in Eukaryota, Metazoa, Chordata, Aves, Passeriformes, Thraupidae. The record is from RefSeq and is a predicted model, not a curated record. Gene Ontology annotation, biological process: transcription preinitiation complex assembly; transcription initiation at RNA polymerase II promoter.